Molecule: messenger RNA, 3674 nt
Organism: Ictalurus punctatus (channel catfish)
Lineage: Eukaryota; Metazoa; Chordata; Actinopteri; Siluriformes; Ictaluridae
Gene: chrnb1l
Product: cholinergic receptor, nicotinic, beta 1 (muscle) like
Exons: 11
Coding region: 589-2100 (503 amino acids)
Biological process (GO): nervous system process; signal transduction; monoatomic ion transmembrane transport
Cellular component (GO): neuron projection; synapse; postsynaptic membrane
Molecular function (GO): acetylcholine-gated monoatomic cation-selective channel activity; transmembrane signaling receptor activity
Source: RefSeq, a predicted model, not a curated record
AAAGCCGGGAGCCGAGUGAUUGAGAGACAGACGGUGAGGGAGAACGAAUGAAAGAAAGAGAAUGAAAGCAUGAAAGUGUGGCAUGUUGAAAGCUUCCUGAGAGACGUGCUGGGUGACUACUUCCUGUCUGUGUGAGAGUCUGUGUCCUCUCUGGACCCUGGAGGGGAGAAGCUCCUGCUCUCUGUGUUACUUUGUUCUCACUGCCAAAGUACCCCUAUUGUGAUAGAUUUCCCCUCUUGUUCAAUUACUGAACAACACACACACACACACACACACACACACACAAACCCAUUGACAGGUGCCUGCCACUGGUAUGUGACCAUUCCUUACAUCCCAUAAUUCCCUGUCCUGUCAAUCAUCCCACAGAUCUACACAGCACUGAAACCCAGAGAGGAAAGAAAGGAUGGUUUGACUAUACCGUGGCUCAGGGAAAAAGCUGCAUUUGGUCACAGGAGCUGUGUUCACGCCACUGACACAACUAUUUUCUGAACAAACCUCUGAUCAGAAGAGCAAGGCAGAGAUCUGGUGUGUAUCCGAGAGUGAGCGUGUCUGUGACAUACUGCACAUCACUAUCUGGUAGAGGGGCCAAUGUGUGGCAUGAGUCAAACAGGCACAAUGGAGCGAGGAAUGAAGGUUCUGCUUUGGGUUCUUUGGUCCAGUAGCAUGUUCGAUCACACAGGGGGUUCUGAGGCAGAGCGGAGGUUGUUGCAGGAUCUAUUUGAAGAUUAUAACCUGAAGGUGCGUCCUGCUCGGGUCUGGAACGAGACAGUGAUGGUCAGAGUCGGGAUGACGCUUGUGCAGCUCAUUAGUCUGGACGAGAAGAAUGGAGAGAUGACAACCAAUGUAUUCAUGAACAUGGCAUGGACUGACUACAGGUUGUCCUGGAAUCCAAAAGACUACGAGAAUAUUGAUGUUAUCCGAAUCCCCCCUAACAAAGUAUGGCGUCCAGACAUUUACCUAAUCAACAAUAACGAUGGGCAGUUUGACGUUGCUCUUUAUGUGAAUGUGCUGGUUAAUAGCGAUGGAACGGUUUCCUGGCUGCCUCCAGCUAUAUACCGCAGCUCCUGCUCCAUUGAGGUGGCCUAUUUCCCGUUUGACUGGCAGAAUUGCACGAUGGUGUUUCGCUCGUAUACAUAUGACGCCUCAGAGGUGGAUCUACAGUACGGCCUGGAUGAGGAUGGAAAAGAGAUUCAUGAGAUAGUCAUAGAUGAAAAUGCUUUUACUGAGAAUGGAGAGUGGCAGAUCUGCCACAAACCCAGCAGGAAGAACAUCCAGGAGGACCUCUAUGAAGACAUCACCUUCUACCUGAUCAUCGAGAGGAAACCACUUUUCUACAUCAUCAACAUCAUCGUGCCCUGCAUCCUUACUAGUGUGCUGGCUAUAUUCGUGUUCUAUCUACCACCAGGGGCAGGAGAGAAAAUGACUUUGUCCAUCUCUGUCCUUAUUGCCCUCACUGUCUUCAUGCUCCUGCUGGCUGAUAGAGUCCCUGAGACGUCUCUGGGAAUCCCAAUUAUUGUGAACUAUGUGAUGUUUACAAUGAUCCUGGUGACCUUCUCAGUCAUACUCAGUGUUGUGGUGAUAAACCUGCACCACAGGACCCCCAGCACACAUUAUAUGCCCAUCUGGGUGCGCAAGGUGUUCAUCAACUUCCUGCCUCCCUACCUGGGUGUGCUCAGACCCCACCCAGAAGAACCUGUACAGUUGGAGGAGCCUAAAGAGGACCCUCCCAAUGCUAAUGUUGUCUACAAUCUCAGGCCCGGAGGAGAAUAUUUCAUCCGAAAGAUUAAUCCUGAACUGAUCGCACCAUGGAGGGGAAGUCACCCCAAUAACACGGUGCAGCUGCAGAGGUUUUUUGACAGUGACAGCUACUGUCUGAUCCUGCCUCCUGAUCUUAAAUCUGCCAUCGCUGCAAUCACAUACAUGGCUGAACAACUGAAAAAACAAGAUGUGGAUGAUACUAUGACUGAUGACUGGCAGUACAUUGCCAUGGUUGUGGACCGUCUCUUUCUCUGGCUUUUCAUCAUCAUCACCACCCUGGGCACCCUCGCCAUGUUUUUGGAUGCCAGCUUCAAUCACACACCUGAGAACCCUUUUCCAUAAGUGUAUCACACACACCAGGCCAACCUGACUAAAAGCACACGCGCACACACACACACACACACACACACACACACACACACACACACACACACAGAGAGAGAGAGAGAGAGAGAGUCUCUCCACAGCAUCUGUGACCACCCAUCUGUCUCCAAAUAUCUUCCAGUAUUUGCCUAAAACCUUAGGAACAUUUUUUUUUAGUACAAACUGGAUAUUUUUCAGAUUGUAGUUCCUUCAUCACAUCAGAAGAGGGCACCAGAGUGUGAGUUAUGAGUUCCAGUCAGUGCAGUUGUUGGUACCAUACUUAUCCUAGAUUUAAUCUUGCAUGGACUCAUGAUCAAAUAAUUUUUUACUUGUAAUGCAUUCUUUGGAUUACGCAGAUCACUCACGUCUUUAUACAAUUCCUGACGUUUCUUCUACUCAUUUAAUUGUCACUGAGGUGGGUGUGUAUAGGGAACACGGUUCAGAGGAAAUCAUAUUUUGUACAUUAUGCAGUGUAUGUUUGAUUAAAAUGUGCAAUGUAUUGCUGUAGAGAACUUUAAUUUGUGAAUAAAACACACUCACCACUUUAAUAGGAAUACAUGUACACCUACUCAUUCAUGCAAUUAUCCAAUCAGCCAAUCAUGUGGCAGCUGCGCAAUGCAUAAAACAAUACAGAUACAGAUCAAGAGCUUCAGUUAAAGUUUACAUCAAACAUCAGAAUGGGGAAAAGGUGUGAUGUCAGUGACUUUGAUCGUGGCAUGUAUGUUGGUACCAGAUGGGCUGGUUGGAGUAUUUCAUAAACCUGAGGGUUUUUUUUUUCCAAUCUUCUGUCCAGUUUCAGUGAACAUAUGUCCACUAUAUCCUCAGAUUCCUGUUGUUAGCCAACAGGAGUGGAACCCAGUGUGGUUUUCUGCUAUUGUAAACCAUCCAUCUGAAGUCUUGGUGCGUUGUGCAUUCUGAGAUGCUUUUCUGUGCAGCGCAGUUACUCAGACCAGCCAAUCUGGUUAAAACAACCAUGCCACGGGCACUAAGAUCCCAUUUCCCCCAUGCUAAUUUUCAAACUGAAUAUUACCUGAAGCUCUGCAUGAUUUAAGUAUUGCACUGCUGCCACAUUAGCUGACUGGAUGAGUGCAUCAAUGAGCAGGUGUACAGUUCAUUCAUAUUAAAGUGAAGUGAUGACACAGGAUUCACUUCACCAGUUAAUCACUAGGUUUAAAAAGUGUGUGUGAGCAGGGAACAUGCCAACUCCACAUAUAAUCUAAGAAUUAGACAUGUACCACAUAUCUAAUUCUAAGAUUACAUGUGAAACAGACAUAUUCCACAUCUCUCUCUCUCUCUCUCUCUCUCUCUUAUCAUUCACUCUCCCUCUCUCUCUUUCUCUCGUGCCGUCUCUUCUAAUCUCUCUCUCAUUCCUGUCUCUAUUCCUGUCUCAGACAUAACUAUGAUCAGGAAUGCUGUGGCCUUUUUUCAGACAACAGUAUACAAACAUGAGAUUGGAAAUAAUAAACUAGUCAAGACAAAGUUAUUUAUAUCAUUCAAUUACAAGGUGCAUUUUACAAGGUAAAAUGAUGGGAAUGCAUGUCUUUAUACAGGUA